AUGUCCUGUAAGCUAUACUUGGGCGUCACGCGUAGAAGUCCCCCCGACGUUUUGCCUACGAAGCCGCCUGAGUCAUCAGCGAGGGACUGUCACACCAGUGAGAUCGACGGCAGAGCUUCUCAUCCUCAUACUGCGAGAGAUCUGUUUAGAUCAUCUUCCUCAGAUUAUAUCAUGUUUGCGACUUUCGAUGGAACCAUGAGCGGUGUAAGGAAGAACCGCGGCGGUAGAGUGCGAACUAAGCGGAAACAAGUCGCUCGUGCCUGUGACUGGUGUCGCCUGAAUAGGGUCAAAUGUAACGACAAUGAUCCUUGCGACAACUGUGCUGAGCGUGGGAACCUUUGCGUCACUGGUUCCAACGAAGUUCGUACUCUCGCUAGUGCGACAAAGGAGAUUGAAAGACUCAAGACUCAUAUCAGAGACCUAGAGGCUAAUGUCCGCGAAAAAGAAGCAAUCUCGAGUUUGCAAGAGGCGCCAUCAACGUCUUCUGUUCCUGCCUCAGAUUCGUCAAAAUGCACUGCAACCCAGACGUCGGCUACUCGUGCUGCCAUCUGGAUACCUGACGACGCAACCGGAUGUCUUCGAUACUGCGACUACUCAUCGACUGUCUCUAUGAUGCAUCGAUGCCACAAGUAUCUCAGCUCCGCUCUUGAGCAGCCUGAAUUGUCCAACCCCUUCGUAUUUGAAAUUGCAGCGUCGCCCAUCAGUACUGCUGAUGAUAGAGCACAUUCCGAUCUCAUGAGCAUGACGCGCCUCCAGGAAGAGCACUACCUCAAUCUUUUCUGGCAGUCUUACCAUAUCCUCCUGCCUAUACUACAUUUUGAGACCUUCACGCAACACUAUGACUCUUUAUGGAUUCCGGAUAACUCGGUUCGUGGUGACUCAGCUCUGGUUGAUAUGGUUCUUGCUCUGUGUGCUCAGUAUGGCAGUUGUUUUGUGGGUUCUACUGGGGUCUCUGGCGGACUUCAGGCUCAUGGCUCGACCCAUAUGAGCCAAUAUCUUUCCGAUCGUGCUCGAUCACUUCUGUUGGCAGAGACAGAGUCGCUGAGGAUCCAUAUCGUACAAUGCCAUCUGCUGUCGGCUAUCUAUCUUGAAAACAACUCCUUGACGAACGCAGCACAUGAAUGUAUCGCACAAGCGCUGCGUAGUGCUUCGGCCCUAGGUCUUCACCAUGAGCCACCAGCGACUAUGCCCGAGCAGGAAAAGGUUUUGCGUCGGAACAUCUGGUGGAGCAUCUAUAUUAUGGACGUCAGAAUCAGUCUGAAUCUAGCGCCGAUGUCAUCAAGGAUUGCGCACAAGCCUGUCCAUGAUUGGAUCAAAGAGGUCCCAGAUCUGCUCAAGACCCCCAGAACAGGCGCUGGUCGGCCUUUCUCAACAGCUCGUUCUGCUUUAGACCUGGAGGACUCAGUCCCUUCUUGGCUUCAAAGACAGCGCGUCAUGCUCGAGCUCUCAUAUCACAGUUCUCUCAUGAUCCUACACCGUCCAUUUAUUCGCUUCCCCUUCAGUUCUGUUGGUCGAAUCCCCAUCAGCGCCGAGCACAGUGUCUGGAGUCUCAAGCACGCGAUCAUUAUCACUCAAAUCAUCAGUCAAAUUUCGACUGAAAGUGAUGUGCUGAGUUUUGUACAUGAGACUACAAGGCUACUGUGGGAUGCUACGGUGACACUGCUUGCGUUUGCAAUGGCACACCCUUUCUGUCCUCAUACACCCUCCGCGCACGCCGCGUUGCAAACAGCUCUCGUCACUUUCGACGUCCUGGCUACAAAGAAGUCCGACCUAGCCCACAAAGCUGCAAGAACUACACACAAAGUUCUUGCGCACAUGGACUCUAUAGUUAGUGGCUUCCAGACAGGUUCACAGUCUACACCGUCCAAUACAACUCUUCGAUUUGUCAACGGCAGCGAUAGCGGCGCUGGAUCUAUUUUCUGGGUUCGAAGUCCUGUCGGAUCAAGUUGUGGAUCCUACAGCAAUGUCUCUUCCGCCACUGGUUGA
This is a messenger RNA of Aureobasidium melanogenum CBS 110374, 1986 nucleotides long. RefSeq lists its product as uncharacterized. The record is from RefSeq and is a predicted model, not a curated record. Gene Ontology annotation, molecular function: zinc ion binding; RNA polymerase II cis-regulatory region sequence-specific DNA binding; DNA-binding transcription factor activity, RNA polymerase II-specific. Gene Ontology annotation, cellular component: nucleus. Gene Ontology annotation, biological process: DNA-templated transcription; positive regulation of transcription from RNA polymerase II promoter by galactose. The coding region runs from base 1 to 1986 and encodes 661 amino acids. The transcript has 4 exons. NCBI's taxonomy places the organism in Eukaryota, Fungi, Ascomycota, Dothideomycetes, Dothideales, Saccotheciaceae.